This is a messenger RNA of Styela clava, 1758 nucleotides long. RefSeq lists its product as uncharacterized. Lineage: Eukaryota; Metazoa; Chordata; Ascidiacea; Stolidobranchia; Styelidae. The record is from RefSeq and is a predicted model, not a curated record.
UAUUUUAUGAUAAUUAGGAUAAUAGAGCUUACUAGUAUAACAUGAGGACUUUGAUAUUUUCUAUUCUUAUGUUAUGUUCUACAAAUGCUUUUUCAAUGGACAACGACUGGAUUCCAACUAACGAUGAUGUUCUGGAUUACAUACUUGGAAUGGAAGUGCCACCAUUUGAAGCAAGUUUAAUCCACCCGCCCAUGAAAAUGAGUUACAAGUUGAACAACACGUAUAUUGGUCAUGUAUCUUCUGCAGAGUACGGUGCUCAAGGGUAUUAUGAAAUAGGAGAAGACGCAAUCCGGAUAAGAUUUACAAGCGAAGAAGGUUUUAUUACUGGAUAUAUGACGUCAUUGAUAACAAGAACAGACGUUCCUGACUUCAAAUAUCCAAUGGAAGGGAAUUUCACCAUUCAUGCUGUAAACUCAACUAUUAACAUGACUGUGUUAUUUCCAAAAAUUGACAGCAAGACAUCGCCUCUCGUUAUGACUGAGUGUUCUGCUUCAUAUGAUAGAAUUUCAAUUGAUUUAGACGCGAAAAACAUCAAAGAUUCGUUGGAUAUGAUAGCAAUGAAUCACUGGUUAAGCAGGGCAAUGCAUGAGACCCUAAGUGAAUUGUACUGCAUCGCUAUUAGAGAAGAUGUUGCUAAAGGUACAAAGUCCGUUGCAGUAAAAGGCAUCAUCGGUAUCGUGAUACAGUCAGCGUUUAGACAAGGUUGAAAAAAAGCGAACUCUUCAAAUUAUUUAGUCGCAAGUGAACUUUCUUACUUAAGACUGCUUUUCAAAACGACCAACUAACUUUGUCGGAAGAAGGAUUUCUGUAUGCUAAAACUUUUGAUGGACCACAGUUUCACAAAAGGUUUCAUCUUAUACAUUCGCCAGAAGCGGAAAACGGAAUCAGUAUUUCUACGAUAAAAUCAGUUUUAUCUAUUCUAAUCCCAGAACAAAACUUAUUAUACUCUAAAAUCAACUUCCCUGCAAACGGUACAAUUUCCAAUUAGUUGCCAUUUUUGAUAGAGGAACAUGUGUAUCGUUAGUACAGUGUAUAUAUAUCUUGUGUCAUGUAUGGUUGUGCAAGCUUCGCCAUAUGUGCAGAUAGGUAUAUGGUGCAGUUUUCAAUACAAAUAUUCAAAGAAAUGACAAAGUGAAAAAUGUUACCUUACCUGUUCAAAUUUUUUAUCUUACUUGAUACUGUCACUUCAAUCAUUUGCUCGAGUUUUUAUUUAUCUCAAACCUGAACUGUCCAUCAAAAUCACAUGUAAUCACCACGUUUCAUUCACAUCAGUCGGUUGAUGCGUAGAAUUCAAAUAAUGAAUUAUUCCGUUUCUAUGGACAGCUCAUUGAAAAUGAACUUCACAAAGCUUGUUUAUUGUCGAAUAAGGUUUUAUCCAAUGACUGUUAUAAUCUCUUGCCUUCAUCUCGCUCAAGAUUCGUUGCAAACGAUAUCUAAUUUUUAUUUAGUAGUGUAAGAAACCUCUAAAUAAGGAUAAGCAAUUCGGCAUAGUAUCCCUCAACACAUAUAUUAUAUAUAAUGUUAUCUUAAACGCUUAUUUCGUUGAUUAUUUGACUUUUUGCCUCAAUUGUCUUUUCUUUGCAUAUUGUAUAUAAUUAGCUUUUCCGCUGUAUAAUUUCUUGUGCUUUUUGCUUCCAGACAUGCUUUAUUCAGAUUUAAACUUGAAACGGAAUGCUUGCAAAUAUUAGAUUAUUGUAAAUACAAAUGCAUUUCCAGUAUUUUAAUAGGAGAAAAAAAACAGCAUCAGUAUAAUAUUGA